AUCGCAUAUCUUGAGCGGACGAAGGGUUUAGCAGACUCAUGGACCUUCACUCGGCCUGAUACAUUCGAUCUGCCCCCCGGGUCAUGUUUCUUUGUAUCGAAAAACUGGAAUCGAAAAAUGCGCCUUCUGGAAUGCGUUGGCGAAGACAAGUUAGUCUUGACAAGAGAGUUAUUUGGCGACGAUGAGAUCCCGCCUUACGCGAUACUUUCACAUACCUGGAAGGACGGUGAUGAGGUCACUUUCAGCGAAUUCAACGAGAGCACUGGAAAAGCGAAGUCGGGUUAUAAGAAGAUUCAGUCGUGUGGACAACAAGUCAGGCGGGAUGGAUUGCAAUACUUUUGGGUGGAUACUUGUUGCAUUGAUAAAUCAAGUAGCGCCGAGCUUCAAGAGGCUAUUAACUCAAUGUUUCGCUGGUACCAAGAUGCAGCUAUAUGUUAUGUCUACCUUUCAGACGUUUCAAUACAAGAACAUCUUCCGGAUAUUUCCUGGGAAUCAACUUUUCAGGAAAGUCGAUGGUUUACUCGAGGCUGGACAUUACAAGAGCUUAUUGCGCCAAAACAUGUUGAAUUUUUUACGCAAGAUUGGGUCCGCCUUGGUACCAAGUCUACAUUAGAGACAUCUAUCUCUAAUGUUACUGGUAUUAGUCUAGAGGUUUUACGCGGUCGUCCUGUAGCUGAGUGCACUAUCAAGGAAAGGUUAGGAUGGGCAAAAGCACGUGCGACAAAACGGGAAGAAGAUCACGUCUACUCUCUCCUAGGGAUUCUAGAUGUAACUAUGCCAAUGAUUUAUGGGGAAGGGAAAGCAAAAGCGUUGAGGAGAUUGUAUGACGAACUCUCCAGACAUACACCGGUCGAAUUUGAACUUCUUUCCGAUGCCGACUGCAACGAUUCUAUACAAGAACUCGUAUCCCUACAGAGCACGAUUCAAAGGCUAGAAGCGAGACUGAGAACUACUCUAAGCACGCAAAGUUACAGUUCAGAUUACCAGGGUUCAACAAACCUGCCAGCCAUAUAUCAGUCCUCGCUCAAGCACAAAGAGAAUCCCAAACCAAUCAGCAAUUCAGCACGAAUGCAAAUGGAGAUUACCCGUACUAGUCAUUCAUCGGGUCUGCGCUUGCUAAUACACAAGCUUACGCAAAUGUUAUCCGUCUUAGUAGCUCCAUUCGGUUAUUUCGAGAUAUUGUCUUCAUUUUUCCCGGAGGCAUACACAAUGCAAAACAUCGGACCACAAAUUGUCUGCUACUCGUGCUAUCAGACGGAAAAAAACUCUAUGUUUGUUACUUUUACGCAGGAUCUCCUUGUCGCAAAACAUCAACGUCGCUGGGUGCGCAUCAAACUCAGAAUGUUAGUCGCUACUGGUUCCGUCUACUGGAGAUUUGUGGCACAGAAUAAAGUGAGGCAAACUUCUGACGAUACGGAGAUCAACAUGAGCUUAGUGAAAGCCCCCGAUGCUGCCACAAAAGACAGCCAGUUCGAAGCAAUAAGCCUCACAAAAAUGUUAGGCACGAGCACUGAGAACAACACCCGAAAUUCCACUGAAGUUCUUCGUCAUCGAAAUGUUCGAACGAUUCCAGAAACCGCUCUGGUCACGGCUCAUUUGGUAGGGACCUUGCUAGUAGCAAACGUUGACAACCAUUGGGUUAUAUAUCGGACUAUCACUGCUGGUAAAUCAUCAAUGGAACUUCUGCUCCGUAAUAUUAAGUCUAGCAUUGCCCUUCGGGGUGCCUCUUAUGUUGCGCAGAUGAUUGGUGUGGUCAUAGACCCCGAGACAAACUUGUUCAAAGGCAUGCUAGUAGAGACCCCUGCGAAAGGGUCGAUGUUUGUACUCAUGGACAUUCAUCGAUCUAGAGGCAAACCUAUACCAUGGCCGAUAAGGCAAAAGUGGGCCAAACAGAUUGUUCAUGGCGUUGCAGCCUAUCACGAACGAUGCCAGGUUAUUGGAGGACUAAGAACAUACAGUUACUGUAUCAGCAUCGAUGAGCAUGGUGAUGCGAUCAUCUUAGGCUUGUCACCAGGCAUUCAUCCCUGUAUACCCGGGGGAGAUGGUUUAUUACCACCGGAAUACCGUGCAGAAGCUUUUGAGAAGGGAAAUGGUGAGGUCGGACCUGAAUUUGACGUCUUUCAACUAGGUCUGCUGCUAUGGCAUCUUUACCGCGAUCAGCAUCAACAAGGAGCCUCAACAUUCUGCUCCCUCUCUGGAUGCAAUAACAAGCCUUCUGAUUGCAACAUACAUAAAAACCCAGUUGCUUUACCAAAAGCUGGAGCAGGCGUCCCGGACUACCUAGAUCAAAUUAUUGCACUAUGUCGCCAGGAAAGUCCUCGCGAGAGACCGGCUGCAUGGGAAUUAAUCCCUAUGUUCCCCACGGAUGAGGAAAUAUUCCGACAAAUUGAUUUACUCGACAGCGACGAACGCGUUCUUUCUAAAGACUGCAAUGGCACUGCAGUAAAGGACAAACUGUUGAGACUUGAAGCGAUUCGAGACACCUAUGGUAACAAUAUUGUCGUCUGUGCAAUUUGCCGAGAGCGAUGCGUUGAAAUGUAUUAUUAUUGCGAUAUCUGUGAUGGUGGUAACUUUGAUUUAUGUCAUAUGUGUUUUGGUAAAGGAACGCAUUGUUUUGUUAGGACGCAUCUGCUUGCAAAGUUCAGCCUGGUCGCUCACAAGAACAAAGAUCUUUCUGAAAGGUUAAUUGUGUACUCCAGUGUCAACGAAGAGGGUAAUCGAGAGGAAUUUGUGAUCUAA
Molecule: messenger RNA, 2739 nt
Organism: Periconia digitata
Lineage: Eukaryota; Fungi; Ascomycota; Dothideomycetes; Pleosporales; Periconiaceae
Source: the annotation of a GenBank genome assembly